Messenger RNA from Penicillium maclennaniae, 576 nucleotides. Its product is annotated as putative translation initiation factor IF3. Gene Ontology annotation, molecular function: ribosome binding; translation initiation factor activity. Gene Ontology annotation, biological process: mitochondrial translational initiation; ribosome disassembly. Gene Ontology annotation, cellular component: mitochondrion. NCBI's taxonomy places the organism in Eukaryota, Fungi, Ascomycota, Eurotiomycetes, Eurotiales, Aspergillaceae. The record is from RefSeq and is a predicted model, not a curated record. The transcript has a single exon. The coding region runs from base 1 to 576 and encodes 191 amino acids.
AUGAACCAUACCCGUGGUCUCAUGUCUACCGCGCAGGCCUUGCGCCAGACCUUCCUCGCACCUCUCCAAGCCCCCCGAAUCGCUUUCGUACGUUCCAGCCCUUUCCGAAAUGACCACCCAUUUCAAAAGGGACUACAAACGAGGUCUCUGCAGCAUGCUCGCCGCCUUGCCUUUGGGGACUACAACAAGUGGCCGUCCAAUGAAGCUAUUGGAGGUCCGUACGUGCAGUUGGUAAACAAGGAUAACGACCUCGAUCCUCCUGUGAGACUAUCCCAGGUAUUGGCUUCAUUUGACCACCGGGAGUGGUUUCUCCAACAAGUGAGCGAGGGAGCGCCCGACAUGCCACCUGUCUGCAAGAUUUUGAACAAGAAGGAGACGAAGGUUAAGGAGAAGGCCAAGGCGAAAGCUGCGAAAGCAACCAAAAUUCAAACCAAGAAACUGGAGCUGAAUUGGGCUAUUGAUGCCCAUGACCUCAAACACCGCCUGAGCCAGCUGACCACUUUCCUGGAGAAGGGUGCAAAGGGUGGAACUCGUCUUGACCAAGAAGAAGGGCAAGCGUGCAGCGACAGUGGAUGA